Molecule: messenger RNA, 324 nt
Organism: Dracunculus medinensis (Guinea worm)
Lineage: Eukaryota; Metazoa; Nematoda; Chromadorea; Rhabditida; Dracunculidae
Source: the annotation of a GenBank genome assembly
AUGAGAAAAGCAUAUGCUAAUUAUUUUCUUAUAAAAUUUUUAUUCGUUGUAAUACGUUUUGUUUCAGAACCACGUAGAUUGAAAUACAAUAAGAACAGUAAUGUAUCAAUCUGUGAGCAACCAGUUUUAAGUCAAGAAGUGGCCGUAGAACUUGAAAGAAUCGCAAUCGAUGUUUUAAAUUUACCUGCAAGGAGUAGCGUUCGAAAUCCUUGUGCUAUUGUUCGUGCUCUUACUCGUCGUAUCGCUGAUUUAGAAGCAAUGGUCGAGGCGCGCUUUAAUGAUGGAAGCUUGUCACCAGGUUACUUAAUCACCAUGUGGUACUAG